AUGAAUUUUAAAAAUUUUUACGUCAAAAUAGAAUUUGAGAAUGAAGGAAAUUUGAAUGAAUUAAUAUUAAAAUUUAUCGGUACACAAAAUAAUCGAGCUUUCUUUUAUCCAAUUUCUUCGAUAUUUAAAAAUUCUUAUUCUUCACUUCUUAUAAAAUCAAUUAAAUUAUCAUCAUCAUCAUCAAAAAAUUCAAUAGAAUUGGAUAUUUCACAAAUACUAUAUCCUAAUUUAGAAAUUAGAACCGAUUAUAAAAUCUUUGAUAAAAAUUUGAAAUGGAAUUUUAUUUUUGAAAUUAUUAAAAAUGAGAAUAUGAUGAUUUUUUCUCCUUUGAGAUUUGAUAUUGAAUUAAAUUAUUUAUGUAAUUAUUUGAAAAAGAUUGAAGAUUAUGAAGAUAAAUGGAGUCAUUAUUCUUACGAAGAUAAUACCGUAGCACAAUGUAGUUUGGGUUCUAUUUUUAGAUUUUAUUAUCUAUCAAAAAAAAUCUUUCGUAAUGGAAUCUUCCGUAAUGGAAUCUUCUGUAAUGGAAUUUUUAAUAAAAAAUUUCAAUCUAAAAUUCAUGUAAAUAUUGAUGAAAAGAAAAAAUAA
Molecule: messenger RNA, 585 nt
Organism: Rhizophagus irregularis DAOM 181602=DAOM 197198
Lineage: Eukaryota; Fungi; Glomeromycota; Glomeromycetes; Glomerales; Glomeraceae
Source: RefSeq, a predicted model, not a curated record